AUGGCCACCGUCAACAUUCGCCGCGAUGUCACCGAUCCCUUCUACCGCUACAAGAUGGAGCGCCUCCAGUCCAAGAUUGAGGGCAAGGGCAACGGCAUCAAGACCGUCAUCGUCAAUCUCAGCAGCGUUGCUCAAUCCCUGGCCCGCCCGCCUUCCUACGUCAUCAAGUACUUUGGCUUCGAGUUGGGUGCCCAGACCAACACCAACCCCACCGAUGACCGCUGGAUCAUCAACGGCGCCCACGAGGCCAGCAAGCUCCAAGAGUAUCUCGACGGGUUCAUCACCAAGUUCGUCCUUUGCAAGCAGUGCAAGAACCCCGAGACCGACGUCAACAUCAAGGAUGGCAACAUCUUGCUUGAUUGCAAGGCUUGCGGUCAGCGCACUGCUGUCGACCUUCGCCUGAAGCUCAGCUCCUUCAUCUUGAAGAACCAGCCCAAGAAGGGUAAGAAGGACAAGUCGACGAAGAAGGCUGAGCGCCGUGCCCGCAAGGAGGCCGAAGCCAACGCGGAAGCGAAUGGCGAUGAUGCCUCCCCCAACGGCGGAAGUCCCGGUGACAGUGCCGAUGACCACGAGGUUGGCGAUGUCGAGCUCGCAGCUGGUAGCGACGAUGAGUUCACUCAGAAGAUCAACGAGGGUGCUAAGGAAUUGGAGGAUGCUGAGGACGUCAAGGAGGUCGAAUGGACCGUCGAUGUCUCUGAAGAGGCUGUCCGUGCUCGCGCUCAGGAUCUCCCCGACGAUCUCAAGCAGAAGCUCGUUAUUGACGAAGAGGAUGAGGGCGAGGGCGGUUCCAGCUCGUAUGAGACGUUGGGCAAGUGGAUUGAGGAUACGGCCGCGGAGAAGGGCGGCGUUGACAAGGUUGACGAUGUCGCCAUCUACCUCAAGGCCCAGGAGUUGGGCAUUGAGAGGAAGCACCGCACGCUUACGGUCCUCGCUCAGACUCUGUUCACCGAGAAUAUCGUCAAACAGAUCCCGAAGCGUGCCGGUCUUCUUCGCAAGAUCAUCCGGUCCUCGGAGAAGUCGACAGAGAAGCAUGAAAAGGCCCUCCUCGGCGGUACCGAGCGCUUUGUCGGCAUCGAGAAGCCGGAGCUGAUUCCGCAGAUUCCUGUCAUCUUGAUGGCCUACUACCAGAACGACCUUGUUUCCGAGGAAGUGUUCAAAGCUUGGGGCUCCAGGGCCAGCAAGAAGUAUGUGGACAUCAAGACGAGCAAGGCGGUUCGCAAGGCGGCUGAAAAGUUCAUCGAGUGGCUGGAGACUGCCGAGAGCGAUAGCGAGGCCGAGGAUUCCGACGACGAGUAA
Westerdykella ornata is the source of this 1296-nucleotide messenger RNA. RefSeq lists its product as uncharacterized. Gene Ontology annotation, biological process: formation of cytoplasmic translation initiation complex; translational initiation; formation of translation preinitiation complex. Gene Ontology annotation, cellular component: cytosol. The coding region runs from base 1 to 1296 and encodes 431 amino acids. NCBI's taxonomy places the organism in Eukaryota, Fungi, Ascomycota, Dothideomycetes, Pleosporales, Sporormiaceae. Gene Ontology annotation, molecular function: eukaryotic initiation factor eIF2 binding; GDP-dissociation inhibitor activity; translation initiation factor activity. The record is from RefSeq and is a predicted model, not a curated record. The transcript has a single exon.